Messenger RNA from Manis pentadactyla (Chinese pangolin), 2204 nucleotides. It is a transcript of the gene HYAL3, whose product is annotated as hyaluronidase 3. The transcript is spliced from 5 exons. Gene Ontology annotation, biological process: carbohydrate metabolic process; hyaluronan catabolic process. Lineage: Eukaryota; Metazoa; Chordata; Mammalia; Pholidota; Manidae. Bases 1 to 1806 code for a protein of 601 amino acids. Gene Ontology annotation, molecular function: hyalurononglucosaminidase activity. Gene Ontology annotation, cellular component: acrosomal vesicle. The record is from RefSeq and is a predicted model, not a curated record.
AUGCGCUCCGGGCCUGGCCUCGUCUUCUCAAGACCCCGAAGCACACCUGGGAGGGUAAGCGCUUCGCCCCGGGUGCGCGGCCCCACGCUGUGCGGCCGUGGGGAGAGGGUGCUCCGGCGAGCAGAGCGGCGCAAAGGCCCCAAGGUCCACGGGGCCCCGGGAGGGCUCCGGGCUUCUGGCUCACGCCUGAGACGCACAGUCGCAGACCCCCUCCCAGGCCGACGCCAGCCCCAGACGGCCGCUUCCCGGGACGGGGCACCUAUUUCAGAAGGCGGCGGGCGGGCACGGCGGGGCGGGGGCGGGGCCAGCGCUGAGACCGGGUCUGUGUCGGGCGGAGUUGUGACGCGCGGGGAGGGGGCGGGCCCUGGCCGCCACGCGACACUCGGGACCCGGGGAGCGCCGCGGGCCGCGACGGCUGCAGUGCGUCCGCCGCGCCGCCAGGGGCCAGCGCGGGCGGCCGGAGGAGCCAGAGCGGGACCCGACCCUGCCGAGCGAGGACGCGGAGCCCCCCGAAGCCCGGCUCCAGCAUGUGUCCAUCCCUGGGACAUAACCAUGCAGCCAGGCCUAGCCCUGGUGCUAGGUGUGACCCUGUGCCUGGGGUGUGGCCAGCCCCAGCUGUGGGCCCCAGAACACCCCUUCUCUGUGCUGUGGAACAUACCCUCAGCACACUGUAAGACCCGCUUUGAUGUGCACCUGCCACUAGAGGCCCUGGGCAUCACAGCCAACCAUGGCCAGCGUUUCCACGGUCAGAAUAUCACCAUCUUCUACAAGAACCAGCUCGGCCUCUAUCCCUACUUUGGGCCCAGGGGCACAGCUCACAACGGGGGCAUCCCCCAGGCUGUGCCCCUUGACCGCCACCUGGCACAGGCUGCCUACCAGAUCCACUGGAGCAUGGGGCCUGGCUUCCCUGGCCUGGCAGUGCUGGACUGGGAGGAAUGGUGUCCACUUUGGGCAGGGAACUGGGGCCGCCGCCGAGCCUACCAGGCAGCUUCAUGGGAUUGGGCACAGCGGGUAUUCCCCCUCCUGGGCCCCCAGGAGCAGCUCCACAAGGCCCGCACUGGCUUUGAACAGGCAGCCCGGGCAUUGAUGGAGGACACUCUACGGUUGGGCCAGGCGCUGCGGCCCCUUGGACUCUGGGGCUUUUACCGCUUCCCAGCCUGUGGCAAUGGCUGGCACGGUACAGCUUCCAAUUACACAGGUCACUGCCACAAAGCCACCCUCGCUCGCAAUACGCACUUGCAUUGGCUCUGGGCCGCCUCCAGUGCCCUCUUCCCCAGCAUCUACCUCCCACCUGGGCUGCCGCGGGUGCACCGCCAGACAUUUGUUCGGUACCGCCUGCAGGAGGCCUUCCGUGUGGCCCUCGCUGGGCACCAGCAUCCCCUGCCUGUCCUGGCCUACGUCCGCCUCACACACCGGCGCUCUGGGAGGUUCUUGUCCCAGGAUGACCUUGUGCAGACCGUCGGUGUGAGUGCAGCGCUGGGGGCAGCCGGCGUGGUGCUCUGGGGGGACCUGAGCUUCUCCAGCUCUGAGGACAAGUGCUGGCAGCUCCACGACUACCUGCUGGGCACCCUGGGCCCCUAUGUGACCAACGUGACCAGGGCGGCCGUGGCCUGCAGUCAGCAGUGGUGCCAUGGCCAUGGGCGCUGUGCCCGGCGAGACCCUGGACAGCUGGAAGCCUUUCUGCACCUGCAACCAGACGGCAGCCCUGGGGCGUGGCAGUCCUUCAGCUGCCACUGCUACCGAGGCUGGGCUGGCCAGACCUGCGGGGAGCCCAGGCCUGAUCCUGCGCCUGAAGAAGCAGCAUAAAGCCAGGAGUCACCUGCGCCUGCCUCUCCUGUCCUUGCUGCCAUCUCCCCCUCCUGGAGGGAGGAGUCUGUCCGUCCUGUUCCAUUUAGCUUACUGUCAGCCCUCCGGUACACACACCCGACUUCCCACGGGACCCCUGGAAGGUCCAGAGAAAACACUUACUCUAUUUUAGCACCAGAGGCCCUCUGACAGGGCCCGUCCCUCCUGACAAGGAGGGAGGGCCAGGGUUCCAGAGGGUCGGGGCUGCCCGCCCAGGGCUCUGUUCCAAGAGGCGACAGGACCGUCCAGGGGCAGGUGGGCCCCACCCAGGGAGAUCUCGGCUACGGGCUGUACCUCUAGAGCUAACCUGCUGUCCACACUCGCUUUCAUCAUAAAGGCACCUUUCCUUCAUUGCCCGA